UUGUAAAGUGCGUGAGUGCGUUCAUUUGCCAGGAUAUUGGGAAAGCAGCAUCGAUUUGUGGAGUGUUUUCUGCACAUCAUUUUGUGACUUGUACGCUUAUUAACGAUACGGUGCCAUUGUUGGUGUGAUUAGUGCGUGUUUGGUGGUACAAAAUUGAUUAUCUACCAGCAAGCAUGAGCGACAAACAGGACCCUCAAAAUGGCGAUCACCAGAAUGGUCGCAAUGACGAUGAUGAAAUCCGAGAACCGGAACACCUUCGGAAGCUAUUCAUUGGUGGACUUGAUUACCGUACUACUGACGAUACGCUGAAAGCGUACUUUGAAAAAUGGGGGAAGGUAGUCGAUGUAGUCGUCAUGAAGGACCCGAAAACGAAACGUAGCCGCGGUUUCGGUUUUAUUACCUACUCGAAGUCGUACAUGAUCGACGAUGCCCAAGCCAACCGUCCGCACAAAAUCGAUGGGCGUGUUGUGGAACCCAAGCGCGCAGUACCCCGGCAGGACAUUAACCGACCGGAGGCUGGAUCGUCGGUUAAGAAGCUCUUCGUAGGCGGUCUUCGGGACGAUUUCGAUGAGGAGCAUCUUCGAGAAUACUUUUCUAAGUACGGCAACGUCAUCUCGGCCUGCAUUGUCACGGAUAAAGAUAAUGGCAAGAAGCGUGGGUUCGGGUUCGUAGAGUUUGACGACUACGAUCCGGUUGAUAAAAUAAUCCUGCAAAAAAGUCACACGAUCCAGAAUAAGUUGCUAGAUGUGAAGAAGGCUCUACCAAAGCAGGACAUGGAUCGGUACAAGAACGAUAUGGGCCGCGGUGGUGGCGGCGGUGGCGGUGGUGCCUGGGGCAACCAGCGCGGAAGUGGUGGUGGUGGGUGGAACAACCAGCGAGGCGGUGGUGGUGGCGGUUGGGGCAACCAGCGAGGUGGCGGGGCAAGCGAAUGGAACAGUGGUGGGUUCAAUAGUGGUGGCGGUUUCAACAAUGGCGGCUUCAAUAAUGGCGGCAACCAAUGGAACAACGGCGGUGGCAAUCCAUGGGACAAUGGAUGUGGCUCACAGGGCCAGGGCGGUUGGGGCAACAAUAGUGGAAACUGGGGAGGGAACAGCAGUGGUGGUGGGGGAUGGGGAGGAAACGAAUUUGGGAAUAACUAUCAACAAGGAUACAACGCUGGUCCCGUCCGUGCUGGUGGCAAUUUUAAUCAGCGAGCGGCGCCCUACGGCAAUCAAGGUGCGGGUGGCAGCGGUUACAGUGGCAACGGGAAGUACGGAAGUAACCGUACAUAUUGAUAAGUGGAAGAGGAAGAAGAUGAAUGAUGAUGAUGAUGAUGAUGAUGAUUAUAAUAAGGAGAUCAAUCGGAUCAAAAGAGAUUGAAAGUAAGGAAUACGUUCUCUCUACCUUCACAACUAGAGUGUGUUGUACUCAUUUUUGAAACUAAAAUUGCUCUUACCACCUUUUUGCUACUUGUUGCGUGGACACAUAUCAAACGAUCGAUCGUGUUCCACACUCACACCAUCCUGUGUUUGUUGUUCUCCGCUACGACCAUUGUUAUUCGCCCACCACUACCGUUCGUGUCCUUAACGAAAUGCCUUACACCAACCACCACCAAACCACCGCCAUCCACUCGUUUGUUCUACUCUCCAUCGACAGCCCGACAUCCCGGCAGGUACAAUAAAGGUUUUAGAAAAUGAUAGCUAAAACGUAACAUUGCAAAACUAAACACAGUAACUGAGGAAACCGCAGGAUUGUCAGUAAUGAUGGCAGUGACAGAAGAAGAUUCAUUGCGAAGGGCAUUCGGGAGACAGUGAAGGAAGGAAACAGUCAUUCGUGGUAGACCGCAGCAGCACAGAGAACAACAGGCACAAGGAUUGCAGGCGCGUGUCAUCGUGCGCAAGUGGCACGGAGGCAGAAGGAACUUGUCUUGCGAGGAAUCAUGCAUAGUGCAUGGAAAGAGUGUCUCGUGCACAAGUAACAAGAAUGCGAUUCCUAGACAGAUCAUAAACCAGCAGCAGCAGCGCCUACUACAGCUUCACCCACUACUACUCCCUCUUCAGUUUGAACGGUUUUCAUCUCACGACAAGGUCAGAAGGUGCCGAAGAGGUCUUAACAAAAAUUCACCACACAACCGUAAAACCAACCGAGCGUGACAGUGGAAGGAAAAAAAGAUCUUUCAGCGAAUAAUUUUUGUCUUUUCAAUGAUAGGAAACAUGCAUUUGAGAAUGUUGCCGAUACUGAUAGUACAUGUUGAAAGUAGUAAGUUGCCUGACUUGCAAUGCUUCGUUCGGCGGCAAAGGAAUGUAGCCUCACCUCGGUGUAUAACCAUUACGGGUUUCGUUCCCAUCCCUUCCGUUAGCUUUGUAUUAGAAUGCUUUAUAUUGUUGACAACCCCUCAAUAGAUUCCUGGAUUAUCUAAGCACGGUCCAAAUCGGUUUUGUAUCUGAAAAAAACAUUGACUUUUAAAAUCAUGAACGAUAGAGAGGUAGAGAACGUGAGCGAAGAGAAAGAAAGAAAAAGAGAACUUAUCAAUCCGUCUGUUACUUGUAAACCGCUACAGAAGGACUACCCAUCUCCUCCUUGCACGUUUGCGGUCAAACUGAGAAACAAUUAGCAAGUAAUAAUGCUAUACUUAUUGGGUAAUACUGAGUGGAUAAGGGGAAAACUAGCGAGUAGUGUGUGCAAGAGACCUGAAAACAUUUCUAAUUACACAUUACAAUUUCCAUAGGAUCUAGGACAAGUUUUUAUAAUUAUCAUUACCCAAAGCAAAAAAAUAGUACCCAAACUACGUGCUCACGGCACGUGAGCACAAGUGUGUAGAUCAGUGUGAGAUGAGACGAGGCAAAACUUUCGAUUCGCCAGUAAAACCAUACUCCCGAAGCAAUGGGGUACGGCUUAAUCUACCGCAGUAACACCCGAGGAAGUUAGGCAUCAAAACUUAUUUUCUCACCUUUCUUUUCGUCAAACCGAUAGCAAAACUCUGAUAGCUGAUAACACAGUGUGCAAAUGCAAAGUGUUUUAAGUAGCAAUUUGUUUGUAGCAGAAAAUAAAUAUUACAAACAUUCAGUUACAUAGUUCAGGACAAAAUAUUGCAGGAUCAGGCUUUAUUAAUUUAGAAGAAAAGAUGUCAGGAACGGACGAGUAGGGCUGUACAGACAGUCGGUCUUCAAAUUCUCAUUUUUUUGGAAUGUAUAUAGAUAUGUGUUUUUGUAAGUUUCCAAAUGUGUUUCAUUUCAUCUACUACUACUGAUAGUGGCAAUUGUGACGUAGACGAAUUACUUUUCUUUUGUAUUUUGACUUGUGGAGUGUAAGAAUGUGAGCGUCUAAGGGUAUCAAUGAAACAAAUAAUGCACUUGCAAACUCGUCUCAGUUUUCAGUUAUUAUGUGUUGUUUUGUGGUACUAGCGUUCUGAAAUUUUGUACGUGGACCUCUUCACACUGUGGAAAUUCAAGAAAAGAACAUUUUUUGAAAAUAGUAAUUGUUUUGUUUACCGUACAAUAAUAACACUGUCAGAGAGAAUCGUUAGAGUUUUCUUUUUUUAUUGAUGAAUAUUAUUUUACCUAAAUCAAAAAUGAAAACCACUCCUCUCUAACGGUUCACUAAUUAAACAGUAGAAUUUAUUGGAGCUAUGUCGGCAGUACGAUAAUACGAAAAUAAAGAAGACAGUAAUUCAA
This is a messenger RNA of Anopheles cruzii, 3653 nucleotides long. Its product is annotated as heterogeneous nuclear ribonucleoprotein 87F-like. Gene Ontology annotation, molecular function: RNA binding. Lineage: Eukaryota; Metazoa; Arthropoda; Insecta; Diptera; Culicidae. The record is from RefSeq and is a predicted model, not a curated record. The transcript is spliced from 5 exons. The coding region runs from base 174 to 1274 and encodes 366 amino acids.